AUGGUCUCCGUGGUGACUAUACCUGAAACAGCAUACAACGCUAGUAGUUAUGUUGAUGUUAGACGUCGCUCGCGGUUGCUAUCGUAUUUUAUCAAGUUAAGUAAUAGAGCAGCUUUAACAGCCAUAGGAGCAUAUUUAGUAGGUUGGUUUGUUAUAAAGAGACUUUUGGAGACAAAGAAUGAAAGAACAUUAGGCUUAACAACACAUCUACGUGCAGCAUUGAGAGAUGGCUAUUUAAAGAUGAUUGGCUAUGUGGAACAUAUUCCAAUAGUUACGAUGAACAAAAAUGGAAGCCUAUGUGCUGAUGCCGUGAUCCAAACAGACGAUAGCUAUCUUGAUCGUAAGCACCAGGUUGCUAAAGAACAACGUCAUGAAUCUACCAAAUCCCUUGUGGCACUAAAGAAUAAGUUGACCAUGUUAUCUGAUACUUUGGACAAACAAUGUCAGAGUUACCUGGUAUCUGAGAUGCCUCUGUAUGUCAUUGCUGAUAUAGCAGUUAAGAAUCUUCGAAAGAAAGCUGAUUCUACUUAUUUUGCUUACGAUACAGUGUUCACGAAACCUGCGCCGGAUGUUUCUGCAGUUUCUAAUGAACCCAAACGGCCGAUCAAUCUUGUGAGUGAAACAAAGCUUAGUAUCAGAUCCAUAAAGGGUAUGUACAUGUCAGGAAUGGCAUAA
Lizanozyma spartinae is the source of this 675-nucleotide messenger RNA. It is a transcript of the gene PEX17, whose product is annotated as Pex17p. Lineage: Eukaryota; Fungi; Ascomycota; Pichiomycetes; Serinales; Debaryomycetaceae. The record is from RefSeq and is a predicted model, not a curated record. Bases 1 to 675 code for a protein of 224 amino acids. The transcript has a single exon.